GCAUAUAACAUGGGCGUGAUCCCAGUAAGCUGGCGAGUACAGAUACUAAUGCGCAAAUUGAUUGGAUAUUUUGCGGCACUUCUUACUAUCAUCAUUUUUUUAUUAUUCCGUACAGAAAAGGAUAAUGUUGUGGACACAAUCUGCGGAGCUUUCACAUUGUCAAGGGGGGCUGGGAUGGGGUAAAUAAUUCAUAAACAGAAGUCUUAUGGAAUUUUCACAGGUUUAUCAGUAAUAUCUGUGCAAUGAAACUGAUGUCAGAAGAUUUUAGUCAGUUUACAGUGUUCGUUGAUUCAAGGCUGGGGCGGUUCAGAUUGGAGUUCGGGUAUAGAGUGGCCGUGUUAUGUGUGCGCUUUAGAUUAUAAGGUAAUGAGUACCGUGAGAGCUGUAUCUACAUAUUAUAUUGAUAUUGUUGGCGACAACAGAUGUUCGCUGUAAACUCCUAGCGGUCGAUACACAGACCUGAUCUUCGCACAGGCGACACGAACAGGACAACAGGCCAUAUGGGACUGUUUACAUAGCUUCGCUUUGAUUUCUGGUCCAUAAUAGUUAGGAAUUAUUGAAUUGGAAAUGACCCGUAAAACAUACGAUUAGAUAUGGUGAGGUGAUCUGUUAUAUAAAUGGGUGGUUGUCUUGCACGUUCAUCUUUUACAGUAAAUAAGCAGACGACAGACAAUGACUGUAUCAGCAGGAUACUGUAGAGGUCAAAAUGACACGUCGUCAUGUGAUGACGAAAAUCCUAUAUUUGGCUGUUUUCAGAGUAUGAGUGCAGCUAUCACCGCUAGCGAUGAUACCAGAGUAUUUUGUAGUUCGUUAGAGAGUUAUGUAAGUUGUGUAGAAGAGGUGGCUUGUACAUGUGGGAUAGCCAAUAGUCCAACUGUUCUAGAGGCCUUAACUUAUUAUAUAGGCGUUUAUAAACAAAAUGGCUGCAUACAAGUACUUAAUGGAGAAUUUAUUGUCGAGCCAGGCGUUCAGUGCCCAGGGCAGAAUGUAACUGGUUCUACUACUGACCAGGGUUUACUAGUCUUAGCCUUAGAUUCAGUUCCUGCUGUUAUUACUUUAGAUGCGAUGUGUCCAGGAAUCAGAGAAUGUUAUAAAAACUAUAGUUCAAUGGCUGAACAAGCCUUGUAUAACAAAGAUCUAGAAGCUAUGUGCAUAAGUCGAGAACACCUAAUACCAUGUGUAGAAAGAGCUGUUUGUAAUUGUAAUGACACGUCUAACGCAAUGCUUAUAAAUAUUAUAACCAAUGAACGAAAUCAUUAUAAUACAUUCUGCUCAAUAAUUACUGGCGGUGUAGCAUUUGAACCUGGUUUUCAGUGUGCAGAUUUAGCUCCUGUAAGUGUAUGUGUUGCCGAAAAUCCAGUAUCAGAUUGUUAUAAUACUUAUGUACAAGCUAUUGGUAAUAAUUUUAAUGAAACACGUAUACUGUGUCCGGCCAUACGUACAUUUAUAAAUUGUACAGAAAGUGUAGCGUGUGAAUGUGGUCUGACAACUUCACCUCCUGUAUUGAGUAGUCUAUCACUGUUAAUAGCUAAUUAUGAUGCGAUUGGUUGUGAAACAGUCACUGGAAAAAUGACAGUUGAACCCGGUAUAAGAUGUCCAGUUGAUCCCAGUUUUAAUGGAACCCAGGAAGUUGAAGUUCUCCUGACAUUAGGGAUGCUGAACAACCCAUUUGUAAUGGAAGUUAUUAACGGAUGUCCCCAUGCUAUGGUUUGUUACACACAAGUUGAUAGUUCUACAGCUGCUGCACUUCAUAACAAAGAUGUUUUAGCGCUCUGCCAAUCACAAAGUACAUUCAUACACUGUAUGGAACAAGCUGCCUGUAACUGUGGAAAAUAUGCAGAUGUUCAAUUUAAUAACAUGAUAUAUGUAGAAAAGACACAACAUUUAGCUGUAUGCCCAGGUGAUGUAUCGAUAAAAGAAUAUUAUGAUUGUGAUUUUUGUGUCCGGGAAAAUCCACUCUAUGAUUGUUUGAAUAGCGUAGAAAUGAUUUUAAACAGCAAUACCACAGAACGAGCAGAUUGGUGCAAUGCUAUAGAUGAAUUUAUAACGUGUGCUGAAAAUGUAGGCUGUACGUGCAUGAUAGAAAACUCUAAAGUUGUUCUCCAAUCAUUGGCUCACUAUAUACAUCUAUACAAUGAGCAUAUCUGUUUUUUCCUUGCUGAACAACCACUAUUUGUUGAUCCGGGAGUAAAAUGUCCACAUCAGAACGUGACUGGUAGUGAUGAAGACAAGGGACUGUUAGUCUUGUCUCUGGAAACGAUUCCUGAAGUUUUAAACUUGGAUAGACUAUGUCCCGGUGUAAAGAAAUGCUAUAAAGAUUUUAGUGAUCUUGGUGGUACUGCAUUAUAUAAUAAAGAUCUACCCGACUUCUGUAGAGAAACAGAGGUAUUUUUAUCCUGUUACGAAUCCACGGUGUGUAAGUGUGGUCACUCGAAUACAUCAGAUGUUUUACUUAAAAUAAAGCACGAGAGAGACACAUACAAUCAAGUCUGUACAAUGGUUACAUCAAAGAAAUAUUUAGAAACAUCAAUCAAGUGUCAGGUCACUGUUGAUAAGCCAGUGGAUACAUGUCAGUUAACCAACGCAUUUCAGCAAUGUCAAACUGGAUUACAGAAAGCUCAGGAAACUGAUAAUAAACUUUUCAAAUGCUCUGGAUAUAAAUCUUAUAUAACCUGUAUGGAAACACGGGCCUGUGAAUGUGGAUUACAACAAUCAUUCAAUGUAUUAAAGGCUUUAACAUUAAUUAUACAAUCUUAUCAAGAAGAACAGUGCUCCAAGACAGCGAGUGGAAUAAUCGCCAUACCAUCAGGAAUACAGUGUCCUGAUGGAUCCCCCGAAAAAGGAAAUGCAUUGGAUGAAACGUUGUUAUCAUUGGGGUUGUUACAAGAUUCGCAAAUCCAGGCCUAUAUAGCAGAAUGUCCAGGAUUUGGAAAAUGUUAUGAAGCAGCUGAUAAUACAACUGCUCGAGCUUUAUUUAAUAAAGAUGCAACAGCUAUGUGCAAAUCCCAUAGUACGUUUGUUGAAUGUUGUAUAAAGGCGGUGUGUGAAUGUGGUAACUUUAAAGUCUCUGAUACUUACAAACAAUGGUUGAAAACUGAAAUUAACCUUCACCGAUCGGAUUGUAAUCCAGAUACACCGAUUGUAACAACAGAUGUUUGUAGUACUGGAUGUGGAAUGUUAAUAUCAGCAUAUGUUUUAAUUGUGCAACUCGUCAGUGUAACUCUAUAUAACUCACUUUAAUUGAGUAAUGAAUAAUCUGUAUAUAAAUUUCAAUGUGAUAUCUGUUAA
Patella vulgata (common limpet) is the source of this 3288-nucleotide messenger RNA. RefSeq lists its product as uncharacterized. The transcript is spliced from 32 exons. Lineage: Eukaryota; Metazoa; Mollusca; Gastropoda; Patellidae. The record is from RefSeq and is a predicted model, not a curated record. Bases 673 to 3240 code for a protein of 855 amino acids.